Messenger RNA from Fonsecaea multimorphosa CBS 102226, 882 nucleotides. RefSeq names its product histone chaperone asf1. Gene Ontology annotation, biological process: DNA replication-dependent chromatin assembly; nucleosome assembly; nucleosome disassembly. The record is from RefSeq and is a predicted model, not a curated record. Gene Ontology annotation, cellular component: nucleus. Gene Ontology annotation, molecular function: histone binding. The coding region runs from base 1 to 882 and encodes 293 amino acids. NCBI's taxonomy places the organism in Eukaryota, Fungi, Ascomycota, Eurotiomycetes, Chaetothyriales, Herpotrichiellaceae. The transcript is spliced from 3 exons.
AUGUCGGUGGUUUCUCUGCUGGGCGUCAAGGUCCUGAAUAAUCCUGCGCCAUUCACGUCACCCUACGAGUUUGAGAUCACAUUCGAAUGUCUUGAACAACUCCGAGAAGAUCUAGAAUGGAAACUCACCUAUGUGGGCUCUGCCACAUCGGCAGAACACGAUCAAGAGCUUGACUCUCUGCUCGUCGGGCCCAUCCCUAUCGGUGUCAACAAAUUCAUCUUCGAAGCCGAUCCUCCCAACCUCUCCCGUUUGCCACCAUCAGAAAUUCUCGGCGUAACGGUGAUUCUCCUUACGUGCUCCUACGACGGAAGAGAGUUUGUGCGCGUCGGUUACUAUGUCAAUAAUGAGUACGACGACGAGACAUUGAGUGCCGACCCGCCUGCCAAGCCUGUCAUUGAAAAAAUUCGCCGUAAUGUGCUCGCGGAGAAACCCCGAGUUACCAGGUUCGCCAUCAAGUGGGAUUCCGAAGAGUCAGCCCCGGCCGAAUAUCCUCCCGAUCAGCCUGAAGCCGACACGCUCGAUGACGACGGAACCGCAUAUGGCGCAGAAGAAGCGGAGAUGCAAGCAGCGCUGGAGAAAGAAUUGGAGGAGACCGAAGCGAAGAUGGCGCGAGAAGAGUCUACCAAUGGAGAUCAAGAAAUGACGGACACCCACAAAGUCAAAGACGAGGAAGAAGAGGGUAGCGAUGCCGAAAGUGAGGAUCUCGAGGAGGAGAGCAGUGAGAGCGAGGACGACGAAGAAGAUGAGGAGGGUGCAGAAGGCGAGGAUACAGAGAUGGCAGAGGGUGAUGAGAAGUCUACCGCUGCUCCCAGUGCGGCUUCUGCGGAAGCGACCGGCGAGAAGAAAGGGACACAGACCAAGCAGGAGGUCAUGGUUCAUUAG